CGCGCGGCCGAUCAUGGCGGGUGCCGGGGUGCUCCCGCUGCUGCUGCUGCUGCUGGCGGCGAGCGGGGCCGCGGGCGAGCCGUGCCCCGAGCCCACCAUCGCCCCCUCCUAUUACACCACCUCGGACGCCGUCAUCGCCUCCGAGAGCGUCUUCGUGGUGGAGAUCUCCCUGGUGUGCAAGAACGGCGCUCAGAACGUGGCUCUUUACGCCGAUGUGAACGGGAAGCAGUUCCCGGUGACCCGCGGGCAGGACGUGGGCAGGUACCAGGUGUCCUGGAGCCUGGAGCACCGCCAGGCGCAGUCGGGCACCUACGAGGUGAAAUUCUUCGAUGAGGAAUCCUACAGCGCCCUGCGCAAGGCCCAGAGGAACAACGAGGACGUGUCGCGGAUCCGGCCGCUCUUCACCGUCAACGUCGAUCACAGGGGAGCCUGGAACGGGCCCUGGGUGUCCACGGAGGUGGUGGCAGCUGCCAUCGGGCUGCUUGUUUAUUACCUGGCCUUCAGCACCAAGAGCAGCAUCCAGGCCUGAAAUCGAAAUAAAAAUAAAUCCCAACAACUCCUAAAAA
Catharus ustulatus (Swainson's thrush) is the source of this 566-nucleotide messenger RNA. RefSeq names its product signal sequence receptor subunit 4 (gene SSR4). The record is from RefSeq and is a predicted model, not a curated record. The transcript is spliced from 6 exons. Gene Ontology annotation, cellular component: membrane; endomembrane system; endoplasmic reticulum. Lineage: Eukaryota; Metazoa; Chordata; Aves; Passeriformes; Turdidae. The coding region runs from base 14 to 529 and encodes 171 amino acids.